This is a messenger RNA of Planococcus citri (citrus mealybug), 532 nucleotides long. Its product is annotated as bolA-like protein 3. Bases 109 to 447 code for a protein of 112 amino acids. Gene Ontology annotation, cellular component: mitochondrial matrix. The record is from RefSeq and is a predicted model, not a curated record. The transcript is spliced from 4 exons. NCBI's taxonomy places the organism in Eukaryota, Metazoa, Arthropoda, Insecta, Hemiptera, Pseudococcidae.
UGUUUUUAUCAGUUCGUCAAAAAUCAUGAAAGUUGAAACUAUUUUAAUGAAUAUUUUUUCAACAAUUUUCAAUUGUAAUUAACUAAUUAUCAUAAUUUCAUUUUUAAAAUGUACCUAAGCAGAUUACGACCUUUUUUCUCCGCUACGCGUCAAACUGUCAGAAGGAGUUGUUCGGCUUCAAACAAUGAGAAACGUGAUUAUUCAGAACAUGAAAAAAAAGUGUUCGAUAUUUUACAGAAUCGAUUCACAUCCGCAAAAUCUAUCCGUGUUGUUGAUGUUUCCUGUGGAUGCGGGGCGAUGUUUGAUGUGACUGUUGUUUCCCCCGAAUUCAAAGGCAUGGCUAUGGUUAAACAACACCAAAUGGUCACUGAAGCAUUAAAAGACGAAAUAAAAAAGAUGCAUGGAAUAAGAAUUUCUACUGAUCAUGAAGUCAAUGCUGAAAAUUAAAGUAGAACGGUUAGUCCUCGUGGUUUUAUUUUUUAGAACUUUGUUUUGUUUAUUAUUUUAUUAAAUUUAUGUUGAAACUUUAAAA